AUGGCACAAGCCGACGAGCGAGAACAUCAAGACGUUGUGCUAAAUCUUAUCGAGACUUAUCACGAACUCAAUGCUUGUGUAAUCGAUGAGCUCACCGCCCAGCCUACGGCGCUGCAGUUCGCGCGCUACGUGGGCAGGAAUCGACCUUUUGUCGUGCGGAAAUGUGCUUGUUCUUGGCGAGCGGUGCGGCAAUGGGACGCGUCGUAUCUGCGCGAGGUGAUGGGCGAUGCCGCGGUCAAUGUGGCCACGACGCCGAAAGGAAAUGCAGAUGGGUUGGUGGAGGUUGAACAUGGGAAUUUGAUCCUGGUCGAACCAUAUGAGAAGAAAGAGAGCUUUGGCGACUUCCUGGGCUAUAUUCAAGCUGAAGCGCAUCUAUCAGAGCAGGAGCGAAGUGGCAGAAACGUCAAGUACGCGCAAACACAAAAUGAUAAUCUCCGCGCAGAGUACUCAGCACUGUUCGCAGAUGUGCCUGAUAGCAUUGACUUCGCCAGCGCGGCCUUAGAUGCAGAACCUGACGCAGUAAACUUCUGGCUGGGCAAUGAGAGAUCUGUCACAGCCUUGCACAAGGACAAUUACGAAAAUGUCUAUGUCCAGGUCCGGGGACAGAAGCACUUUGUACUUCUCCCGCCGAUCGAAAUGCCAUGCGUGAACGAAGUCCCGGUUCAAUUCGCGAGAUAUCAGCCAACCGGUGACGAUGAAUCAAAACUGGAGCCACAGACCUACGAGGGUAGCGAACCAAUUCCAACACCAAUCUGGGAUCCUGACGAGCCGGACGCGCGAGCCUCGCCAUAUUCGAAGGCGUCUAAGCCGAUGCGCGUCACCCUGGAUGAAGGAGACAUGAUGUACCUGCCGGCGAUGUGGUACCACAAGGUGUCGCAGAGCUCUGGUGAAGAGGCCUUCUCGUGCUCAGUCAACUACUGGUAUGACAUGGAUUUCAGUGGAAGCUUUUGGGCGCAGAACAACUACCUGAGGGAAACUGUCGAGGCUACUGCGAAGCACGUGAGGUAUCCUGAGCUCGAUUUCGGCGAUGAAGAACAAAGUCAUCCAUGA
This is a messenger RNA of Cercospora beticola, 1050 nucleotides long. Its product is annotated as cupin-like domain-containing protein. The record is from RefSeq and is a predicted model, not a curated record. Gene Ontology annotation, molecular function: 2-oxoglutarate-dependent dioxygenase activity. Lineage: Eukaryota; Fungi; Ascomycota; Dothideomycetes; Mycosphaerellales; Mycosphaerellaceae.